UGUUGAAGUUUCAGUGGCUGGCUGUGCUUUUCUGACGCUGUAUGUUUUUAGGUUUGUUUUCUUCGAUUUUUAGUAUUGGUGACGUUCAACCAUACCAUUCGGAACCAUAAAUUGGAGUUCUAAAGAUGAAUUCCUGCGUCGACCUAUCCAGGCGCAAUCCGCAGGAGGAUUUCGAGCUAAUUCAGCGGAUAGGAAGCGGGACAUACGGAGAUGUCUACAAGGCCCGUAAUGUCAACACUGGGGAGUUGGCUGCCAUUAAAGUCAUUAAGCUGGAACCUGUGAUUAUGAACUCUCCCACUGGUGAGGACUUUGAGGUGGUGCAGCAGGAGAUCAUCAUGAUGAAGGACUGCAAACACUCCAACAUUGUGGCCUACUUCGGUAGCUAUCUCAGGAGAGAUAAAUUAUGGAUCAGCAUGGAGUACUGCGGAGGAGGAUCUCUGCAGGAUAUUUAUCAUGUGACUGGGCCUCUGUCUGAGUCUCAGAUUGCGUAUAUGUCACGGGAAACCCUUCAGGGUUUGUACUAUCUCCACAACAAAGGCAAAAUGCACAGAGACAUUAAGGGAGCAAAUAUUCUAUUGACAGACAACGGCUAUGUGAAACUAGCUGACUUUGGUGUAUCAGCACAGAUCACUGCCACGCUGGCUAAGAGGAAGUCCUUCAUUGGAACACCAUACUGGAUGGCUCCAGAGGUGGCAGCCGUGGAGAGGAAGGGGGGCUACAACCAGUUGUGUGAUAUCUGGGCCGUGGGCAUCACAGCUAUCGAGCUUGCCGAGCUGCAGCCUCCCAUGUUCGACCUGCACCCUAUGAGGGCCCUUUUCUUGAUGACAAAGAGUAAUUUCCAGCCACCCAAAUUGAAAGACAAAGUGAAAUGGGGAAAUAAUUUCCAUCAUUUUGUCAAAUUGUCCCUGACAAAAAAUACCAAGAAGAGGCCAACAGCAGAGAAACUAUUACAGCACCCGUUUGUGUCACAGCCUCUCAGUCGAACCCUGGCCAUCGAACUGCUGGACAAAUCCAACAACCCAGACCACACCACAUACAACGACUUUGACGAUGACGACCCAGAACCAGAGUCUCCAGUGUCUGUUCCCCAUCGGAUUCGCUCCACCAGCAGGAGCACCAGGGAAGGGAAGACGCUGUCUGAGAUCAACUUUGGCCAGGUGAAGUUUGACCCUCCGCUGAGGAAGGAGACAGAGCCCCAUCAUGAGCCGCCUGACUCUGACCCGUUUUUGGACUGUGCAGAAGAGCUGUACUACACUGCGAGAUCUAAUCUGGACCUUCAACUGGAGUAUGGACAGGAAUCUCCAAGCCUAAUGGGACGAAACAAGAGUCUUCUCAAAUCAGUGGAGGAGGAGCUUAAGCAGAGGGGUCACAUGACACAUUUAGAGCCCGAUGAUGAUGGUGGUGAUGAUGGUGAUGAAACUCAACACAAACACAGUACCAUCAUGAGGCCCAAAGUCCCACCCCCACUGCCCCCCAAGGUAAUGGAUUGAACUCUCACCAGAAUGGAGAGAAGGACAGUGCUACUGAGAGGCAGUCCACCAUGCCCCCUAGUGUCCCCACACGGAAAGACAAGAAGGACAUUACGAAGCCUAUCAGUAAUGGCCUCCCACCCACACCCAAAGUCCAUAUGGGGGCCUGUUUCUCCAAGGUGUUCAACGGCUGCCCGUUGAAAAUCCACUGUGCCACGUCCUGGAUCAACCCAGACACCAGAGACCAAUAUUUGAUAUUUGGUGCCGAGGAGGGAAUCUACACUUUAAACCUGAACGAACUACACGAGACGUCCAUGGAGCAGCUCUUUCCCCGCCGGUGCACUUGGCUUUAUGUUAUGAACAACUGCCUGCUCUCUAUAUCUGGAAAAGCCUCCCAGCUCUACUCUCAUAACGUAGCUGGUCUAUUUGAGCAUGCCCGGCAAAUGCAGAAGUUACCCAUGGCCAUUCCCACACACAAACUCCCAGACAAAAUGAUUCCAAGGAAAUUUGCCAUAUCCAAUAAGAUUCCAGACACAAAAGGGUGCCAAAAGUGCUGCGUGGUGAGGAAUCCCUACACGGGUCACAAGUACCUGUGUGGCGCGUUCCAGUCCAGUGUGGUUCUGCUGGAGUGGGUGGAGCCCAUGCAGAAGUUUAUGCUCAUCAAGAACAUCGACUUCCCCCUGCCCUGUCCCCUGGAGGUGUUUGAGAUGCUGGUGGUGCCGGAUCAGCAGUACCCGCUCAUCUGUGUGGCCGUCAGCAAGGGCAUCGAGCUCAGUCAAGUGGUCCGCUUCGGCACCGUCAACCCCAACUCAACCUCCUCCUGGUUCACAGAGGCCGAUACGCCCCAGACUUGUGUCAUCCACGUCACCCAGUUGGAGAGGGACACCAUCUUAGUUUGUCUGGACAGGUGUAUAAAGAUAGUGAACCUACAAGGAAGGUUGAAGUCAAGCAGGAAGUUGUCUGCUGAGCUGACGUUUAACUUCCAGAUCGAGGCGAUAGUGUGUCUCCAAGAUAGCGUUCUGGCAUUUUGGAGGCAUGGCAUGCAAGGGCGGAGUUUCAAGACCAAUGAGAUCACCCAGGAGAUCUCUGAUAACACGCGGAUCUUCAGCCUGCUUGGAUCUGACAGAGUGGUGGUGCUGGAAAGCAGGCCGACAGACAACCCCACAGCAGCCAGCAACCUCUACAUCCUGGCUGGACACGAGAACAGCUACUGAUCACAGCACACAGCAUCCUGGGAACACAAGACACUACAGACAGACUACUGCUUUAGCUUCACAGGAGACCGAUCCUUCAAGGGUCCACUUCCAACUUGCCUCUUACUUCCUUUUAACACCUGUAUUUAUUGUGGCAUGUAACAAAGAACUGGAUGACUUCUAUAUGAUUUCAUUUUAAAAUGAAGUGUUGCCACCACUGCUAGCAUCUUAGCCCAUACCACACAAGUGCUUAAUUGACCUCUAUUUAAUUGUAAAUAUAAAUGUAGUAUUUUUUCCGCAGAAAGGACCCUGGCUACUCCGGGGUUGUAAAACUAAAGACUGGUCAUGUAGAUAGGUGUUCUAUACCGGUAUGGAGACUGUAAAGAUUUAAAGGGGUGGUUCAGGGGGUCAGUUUGAGCACUAAAAAUGACUUCUUGUUCUCUGAUCAUGUGAUGAGGGACAGGAUUGUAACCCCUCUGAAGUCUGAGCAACAAGGAAGUACCACUUACUGGUAAUGUCAUUCUGCACGCAUCGUCAUCCCAAAUGUGGGAACUCCCUUUGUAGUUUGAGAAAUAUCUAAUGGGAGAUCAACCAUUUCAUUCUUAGCUUCCAUUUAUAACUCUAUGAGAUGAACAUUUCAAACUGUUUUAAUUGCAGGCUUACUUGCCAGCUAAGUUGUAUGCUUUUUUUAAUACUGUGGAAUCACUGGUGUUAAAAUUUGCACAAAAAAGUAUUUGAAAAAAAAAAAGUGACGUCGUAUGUAACUGUAUAUGUGCGUGUAAACUUUAAGUAUACAUACAUAUGUUCUCACAAGCUGUGACACAGGGGUUGCAUUAGCAUAGGUCGAAUUAUUAUGGAACGCUCACUGAACAUUACUGAAAUACUGUAAUGAGACCGUGGAGGGAGAAAUGUCAAAGGUCAAACUUAAACGGACUCCAGCGGUACUGUUUUGAUCACCACAGUUUCAUCAUGUAAUUCUCAAUGGUAAUAUCGAUCAUAUACACUAUAGUCAAAUGGACAAAACACAUUCCUUACUGUUGGACUCAGUGAAGAUGUCAAAAUAAUAUGAAUGUUACAUUUUUUUUAAUGUAAUGCCAAAAUGUGUUCUCGAUUUAUGGCCAAAAUUAGUGCGGUGUCUCUACCUCGUGCAGUGUUGAACAAAAGGAAACGAGUUGUGUAGAAGAAAAAGUCAGUAAAAACACUACAAGAUUCAUGUUGGUUUUAAUUUACACAGUAGAAAUGUGUAAUGAUUAUGGACAAACUAACUUCCUUUCUGGCGCAUUACCAUUUUCAUAUUGCAAUGCACAUUAUAUGUAUAUAGUGUAAAAUAAAAUCUGUUGGUUUUACAUACUGUAUAAUUGCCUAUAUUUUGUUUCAAAUGUGUAACAGAUUUAUGAAACAAGUUAACACAUUAAAAGAAGGAACUGAAGCUUGUGUGUCUGUUUGUCGUAGAGAAAUAUUGAUUGAAAUGCAAAAUAAAUGUUGAAUAAGUUUCA
Salvelinus sp. IW2-2015 is the source of this 4158-nucleotide messenger RNA. NCBI's taxonomy places the organism in Eukaryota, Metazoa, Chordata, Actinopteri, Salmoniformes, Salmonidae. The record is from RefSeq and is a predicted model, not a curated record.